This is a messenger RNA of Selaginella moellendorffii, 2954 nucleotides long. RefSeq names its product pentatricopeptide repeat-containing protein At3g12770-like. The record is from RefSeq and is a predicted model, not a curated record. Gene Ontology annotation, biological process: RNA modification. Gene Ontology annotation, molecular function: zinc ion binding; RNA binding; protein binding. NCBI's taxonomy places the organism in Eukaryota, Viridiplantae, Streptophyta, Lycopodiopsida, Selaginellales, Selaginellaceae. Bases 52 to 1914 code for a protein of 620 amino acids. The transcript is spliced from 2 exons.
CCCAGGGCGAGUCCCCAUCCCCGCAGGAGCGAUGGCGAGUUGGAGCUAUCAAUGGAUGCGCUUGGGCGGCAGCUGCGCCUCCAAGAUCGCAGCCGCAGCGUGGAUCCAUUGCAGGGUCUGGGGCGGCUGGACAGGGCGAUGCAGCAGCUGGAGAGCCAGGAGAAUCCCUUCGACGAUCUCUUCGCCGAGUACGCGGGCGUGCUCCGCCGCUGCGGCGAUUGCAAGGCCCUGGCGGAGACACGGCGCGUCCACUCCCACCUCCUCUCCCACCCUCGCCUCCGCGACUCGCGAAUCCUCUUCUCCAUGCUCAUCGAGGCCUACGGCAAAUGUGGCAGCCUUCGCGAGGCACGCAGCGUCUUCGAUUCCAUGCCCUGCCACACGGGAUUCUCGUGGAACUUCCUCAUCAAGGCGUGCAUCCACUGCGGCCAGUGCCGCGACGCCAUCGCCGUGUUCCGGAGGAUGAUCCAGCAGGGGCAGCGCCCAAAUCGCGUGGGGUUCUUGGUGGCGAUGGAGGCGUGCUCGUGCUUGGAGGGCCUCGCGGAGGGGAAGGAGAUCCACGCGAUCGUUGUGGCGGCGGGGCUCAAGGGCGAGCCAAAUCUCGCUACUUCGCUGCUCAACAUGUAUGGGAGAUGCCGAAGCAUUGGUGACGCGAAGAGUUUGUUUGAUCGGAUGGAGGAGAGGGACGUGGUCGCCUGGAAUGCCAUGCUUGCGGCAUUUGCCCGCAAUGGGCAUUGUAAGGAAGCAGUGCGAUUCUAUCACAGGAUGUGCUUGGAAGGCACCAGACCAAGCGCCGUCACCUUCGUCUCGGUCCUCGACGCCUGUGCCGCUAUCGCCGCCAUCUCCCAAGGCCGGAUCAUCCACGCACACCUCCUCGAGGCCGAGAUGGAGUCGGACGUGAUCGUCGGCACCGCGCUUCUCAGCAUGUAUGGCAAAUGCGGCAAGCUCGUCGAGGCCCGCGAGUUCUUCGACGGCAUGAAGCAACGCAACGUCGUCACCUGGACCGCCAUGAUCGCGUCCUAUGCCCAGCACGGCCAUAGCGCCAUAGCUCUCGACUUCCACCUCGACAUGGAGCUCGAGGGCAUCCGUCCAAACGGCGUCACCUUCAUGGGCAUUCUCUUCGCUUGCGGCCACACGGGGAAGCUGGAGCUAGCGAGGAACUACUUCCUGCUGAUGCGUGGAGACCACGGGAUCCGGCCUUUGAACGAGCACUUUCGAUGCAUGGUGGAUCUUCUGGGACGAGCAGGGAAGAUAGACGAGGCCGAGGAACUCAUCACCUCCAUGCCGCCAUCGCCAAGCGUCGUGGUGGCCUGGACGAGCUUCCUCGGCGCGUGCCUGGUCCAUAACCGGCAGGAGCAAGGCGAGCGCGCGGCUGCCAGGAUCAUGGAUCUGGAUCCCGAGCUCUCGACGUCCUACGCGGUGGUGUCAAACAUCUACGCCGCGGCCGGGAAGUGGAAGGAGAAGGCCCGGAUCCGGAAGCUCAUGGAGUCGAGGGGCGUGAAGAAGGAGACGGGGCUGAGCUUGAUCGAGGUCCACGGCAGAGUCCACGAGUUUAGAUGCGGGGAUCGAUCGCACUCCAAGUCGGAGGCCAUCUACGCGGAGCUGGAAAGGUUGAAUCGCGAGAUGAAGAGUCUUGGAUACGUCCCGGACACGAAGGUGGUGCUCCACAACGUAGACGAGGCCAGGAAGGAGAAGCUCCUUUGGUACCACAGCGAGAGGCUGGCCAUCGCGUAUGGGAUCAUCUCCACACCCCCAGGGAGCUCACUCUGCGUGAUCAAGAACUUGAGAGUUUGCUCCGACUGCCAUGCCGCCACCAAGCUGAUGUCCAAAGUCUGUGGGCGAGAGAUUGUUGUCCGGGACGUGAAUCGGUUUCACAGGUUUCACGAUGGGAGCUGCUCUUGCGGGGAUUACUGGUGAGGUUGUAAGUUUCUGAAAAAUGUGUAAAAUAUAGACUAUUCAGAAUUAUUUUUUAUUCCAGCACCAUCACCCAACUGACCACUUCAUUGCAAGCACACACUUCAUCGACACUUUCAACUCCGCGGUGGCCUUCGAGGCAGAAUUGUUCGCUUCAGCCAUGGAGCUUCGUGACCGCAUGCAGGAGUUCUAUCGGACGAGAGAAUGUCACCGAGAAGCAUUCGUUGACUUGACUAUAAGAUCUACAAGGUCGUUGAUAACCAGGAGCUCGAGGCAGUGUCUCGGGAAAAGAUGGCGCGAUCACUGCAGCGUGAGGAGUGCUCCUGAUGUCCAGGUGAAAGCUACAAUACAGGGUACACCGGUGACUCCUGCAUGGUGAAACCAGAGAUGGGAUUCAACGGCGAGGCACUUUUGGAGGCCCUCUUUCAUUAUGCGAACGAUGCUGCACAGAGCUCUGGUGUAAGUCAGCACUACUGCACGGGGUGUCCAGAGAGCUCGUUGGCACCAACAAUCGCAUUGGCGGGGCUAUAUAUCACGACAAGGCUAUUUAUCAGCCAUUGACCCUGCUUGUUUGCUCUAGGUAAUUUCAUGAUGCUCGUUUGCUCUAGGUAAUUUCACGCUGUGGAUAGAAGCUUACUUUCAGUGCCCGCAGUUGAUGCGUCUUCUUCGUGCGAUACAACAAGCUCUGGAUGAACUAGUGAAGAUGCACACAAGCGCUUUUGCACCAACUGUCUCGAGAAAGCAGCCUUGACUGGCCGUAUUCUCUUAAAGAAAAGUAUCCAGAUGCUGUUGCGGCCGAUCAGAUGGAGGACUGGCUGGUUUGGGGUUGUAAAGUUUUCUCGGGAGUAUGGGGGGAACUGGCGGGAUAGCACCAGAACUCACGAUUCAGGAACUCCCGGGCGGAUGGAAGAUGGUGGAUAUGCAGGGCCUGAUGGCUGGCAAUUGACUGCAACAGCUUGAACAGUCCGGAGAGUGUCUAUACUCUUUCCUUCGUCCGUAUACUCUAGAAUAAGGCCAGCAACACAUAAAGAGCUUGAGGAGUC